AUGGUAAGGCGGGGCUGGAAAGCCUUGGAAAUCGAUAUAAAGGAGACAAAGAACCCAGUUAGCUCGUCAUUUCAUCGACAAGUAGCACCCGCAGCCGCGACACAGUUGCAUUCGCAGCCUGAUCCGAGGGCCUUUAGGGCCAACUAUUUAAUAAACGGUUUACAAUCAUUCCGUUUAAAAUUCCGGGCAUAUUGUCUGCCGUCAUAUUUGGAAGAAACCUCAGCAUUUGUCCUAGAGCAAUCAACCAUGACCAUCAUUGAUACGAUAGCGGUUAAUUCCACCAAUAUUCAACAAACAGCAACAAUAGCAACCGCUGAAACAUGUGCUGACACCGAAGCCCAAAUCAUCAAAAAUGACACCAAAGAUGCUCUGAUAUCUCGGAAAUUCGGUGUUUCGGGGCCGGUUACACCGAUAACAACAGGAACCGUGAAGUUGGAAAUUAUGAAAGAGAUCUAUUGUAGUGGUUCACUUCUUGAAGAGGUCCAAAAAGCUAAAAUCUUCCACGACUGCAAACAUUUCGUCGAUAUGCCACUCAAAAUUGACGCUGAAACGACAUUGCGCGAUUGGCACAAAUUAAUUGCAUCCGGCCAAAUUGAUGAGAAUUCAUUGCGAUGCUUCGUUGCAAAUCAUUUUGAUGAGCCAGGUGGCGAAUUAGAUAGUUGUGAACCAAGUGAUUUCGAUCCAGAAUAUGGCAAAUUUGAAUCCAUCAAUUCACCAUCAUAUCGGCAAUGGGCUAAGGAACUUCAUCGGAAAUGGCCUACACUGUGUCGUAAGGUGUCGGAUCGCGUUAUUGCUGAUCCGGAAAAAUUCUCAUUGAUUCCACUACCGAAACCAUUUGUUGUUCCUGGUGGACGUUUCCGAGAAAUGUACUACUGGGAUAGUUUCUUUACCAUCAAGGGUCUUUUAGCUUCGGGCAUGCAUAACACCGUACGUGGAAUGAUCGAAAAUAUGGGAAGUCUCAUAGAAAGAUUUGGCUACGUACCAAAUGGUAAUCGCGUAUAUUAUCUUAAUCGAUCUCAACCUCCGUUACUCACGUGGUGUCUCGCUGCAUAUUAUGAAGCAACAGGUGAUAAGGAAUUCGUUUUCAUCGGUGCUCGUUGGUUCGAAAGAGAAUUUGAAUUCUUUCAAACAUAUAAAUCAAUUCAACUUCCCGGUGUGAUGUCAUUGCUCUAUCGCUACCAUGUUAUAGCCGUUGGUCCACGUCCGGAAAGCUAUCGUGAGGACGUCGAAAGUGCUCAUCAUAUCGAGGACGUCUUAGAGAAACAACGUUUAUGGGGUGAUAUAGCAGCUGCGGCUGAAAGUGGACGAGAUUUCAGCUCACGUUGGUUUUCUCAAGAUGGGCCCGUGGCUGGUAAAAUGGGUUCCACACGGACAAGUUCGAUCUUACCAAUCGAUUUGAAUGCAAUUAUUUGUGGAAAUCUCCGUUUAAUGGCCAAUUUGUAUGAAGUAAUUGGCGAAAUGUCAAAUGCUGAACAGUGUCGACAACAGUUCAGAAGUAUGAAGCAGGCAAUCCAUCAAAUAUUCUGGAAUGAGGAAUGUGGAUGCUGGUUCGAUUAUGAUAUCAUUCAUGGUUGUCAUGUUAAUCUAUAUAUGGAUACCAACUUCUUUCCAUUGUUCAGUGGAUGUACGCAUGAUGAUUUUGAUCCGCAGAAAAUAGUAUCAUACAUGACGAACAUGGGCGUUCUAGCAUUUCCGGGUGGUUUACCAAGUUCACUGAUAGCAUCCGGGCAGCAGUGGGAUUUCCCCAACGCUUGGGCACCAACAACUUGGGUUAUAAUUCAGGGUUUGCGUUCCACUGGUCAAGAUAAACUUGCUCGUCAAAUUGCCGAAAAGUGGAUCAAGCGAAAUUACAGCAUGUGGCUUAUUUCUGGUGGACGGAUGUUUGAAAAAUAUAACGUUGCGUCGCAAAACAAUAAUACGGCUGGCGGUGGUGGCGAAUAUGAGGUGCAAGAAGGAUUUGGAUGGACUAACGGUGUUGUCUUAGAUUUGCUUCUUACAUAUGGACCUGACCUAACCUUUAAAUCAGAUGAUGAUACACCUGUGAUACAGGAAGAAGAACACUUUUCUUGCAAGGAACAGCAGCAAGUUUCUGAUAAUACCACAACCGCUAACACCAUACUGGUAACUUCAUCAAUUAACUCUGGUCUCCAGUAA
Molecule: messenger RNA, 2154 nt
Organism: Acanthocheilonema viteae
Lineage: Eukaryota; Metazoa; Nematoda; Chromadorea; Rhabditida; Onchocercidae
Source: the annotation of a GenBank genome assembly